Messenger RNA from Ictalurus punctatus (channel catfish), 1812 nucleotides. It is a transcript of the gene cpa6, whose product is annotated as carboxypeptidase A6. The transcript is spliced from 11 exons. Bases 196 to 1506 code for a protein of 436 amino acids. Gene Ontology annotation, molecular function: zinc ion binding; metallocarboxypeptidase activity. Gene Ontology annotation, biological process: proteolysis. The record is from RefSeq and is a predicted model, not a curated record. Lineage: Eukaryota; Metazoa; Chordata; Actinopteri; Siluriformes; Ictaluridae.
GGGUCACGUGGUGCGAGUCGCACGCGCUUUAAAAGUCGAGAUGAGCGCGCGAUGUUCCCCAUCUGAGUUAUUUUUCACACCUCAGCAGUCCGAGCAGGAAGCAGCAGGACCAGCGUUUUCCUCACAUCACUCGAUGAAGAUCUGGAGGAUGUGAAGAACCUGCAGCAGCGCGCUUUCACUCUUUAUUACUUCAACAUGGCAUCGGAAGUUAAAGUUAAGCGCGCGUGCGCUGCGCUCGUUCUCGGAUGGCUUGUGUUUUCUAAUGCCGCGAGCGCCUACCUCUACAACAACCGCUAUGUCGGUGAUCAGGUUCUGAGAAUAAUUCCCAGCAGCCCCGGGGAGAUCCAUUAUCUCAAACAGCUUUUUCAGAACAUAACGGUGGACCUUUGGCAGCCCAGCAGCUCUAACCUUAUCCACGAGGGCAAAGCGGUAGACGUCCAUGUGGGACGAGACAGGACAGCACGUCUCAAAAAUCUGCUCAGACAGGCGCACGUUCAGCAUGAACUGCUGAUUUCCGAUGUACAGAGGGAAAUGGAGAAACAGACGGGCUAUCGGUCAAACAGAAAGCGCAGAUCGGUGUUACGGUACGAUUACGAAGUGUAUCAUCCCCUGGAGGAGAUCCAGAGCUGGAUGUUUGAAGUGAACCGGACCCACCCACACCUAGUGGACUUGUUUUCUAUCGGACGAUCCUACGAAGGGCGGCCCCUUUACGUGCUCCAGUUAGGAAACCGAGUUCGGACCAGUAGGAAGGCCGUGUGGAUGGACUGCGGCGUCCAUGCGCGGGAAUGGAUCGGCCCUGCUUUCUGUCAGUGGUUUGUGAAGGAAGCUUUGAACUCCUAUCAGCACGACUCCAGCAUGAGGCGACUGCUAAAGCAGCUGAACUUCUACAUCAUGCCCGUCUUCAACGUGGAUGGAUAUCACUACAGCUGGAAACAUGAUCGCUUUUGGAGGAAAACACGAUCAAAAAAAGCCAAAUACCACUGCCGUGGUGUCGAUGCCAACCGAAACUUUAAAGUGAAGUGGUGCGAAGAAGGCGCCUCCACACACCCUUGUGAUGACACCUACUGUGGCCCGUUCCCCGAGUCCGAGCCCGAGGUAAAGGCCGUCUCCCGGUUCCUGCGCAAGCACAAGAAACACACGAGGGCUUACAUAUCCAUCCACGCCUAUGCUCAGAUGCUCCUCUAUCCUUACUCCUACAAAUAUGGCACCAUCCCCAAUUUUGACUGUGUGGAAACAGCAGCUCAGAGUGCGGUGAGCGCGCUUUACUCCGCAUACGGAGUCAGAUACAGAUACGGCCCUGCCUCCACCACACUGUACGUAAGCUCAGGGAGUUCUAUCGACUGGGCCUAUAAGAACGGCAUCCCCUAUGCAUUUGCGUUUGAGCUGCGGGAUACAGGUCAUUAUGGUUUCCUCUUGCCAGAAGCCCUGAUUGGCCCCACCUGCACUGAGACCAUGAGGGCAGUAAGGGCCAUCGCCUCAGGCCUGCUGAAGAAAUGCACCGGGUGAAGAAAUAGCACUGUGUUUCUCUGUUGCCUUAAAGCAAUGCACUUUUCGAGAAGUGCCUCUGUUUGUGAAGCACAGACCACUUUGAGCACUUGCCGAAACAAAAACCUCACGUCAGUGUAGUAUAUAAGAACACAGACCAAAGAGUGUAAAUAUUGUAUACUUGCUUUCUAUAUAUAUAUUUUUUAUAAUUACUGGAUGUCUAUGUAACAGAACUAAAUCUACACUAUAGCUGGGUUUAAUGUGAAAGAAGCUGGACGGAUCCUUACUGUAUUACAGUUAUGUGCUCAUAUAUAUAUAUAUAUAUAU